UACGUGUCGAGCUCGAGAGAGCCUUUUGAUGGCAGCCAAAGCCGAGAAGCAUUAUCGGAGCUAUCAUCUCUGGAUCAGCUCAACGAAUGUUGGGAUCCGCCACAACACUUCUGACAGCUGCCGGAGACGAACCUCACGUGACCGUUCUUCAGAUCGGGUCUUCUGUGUUUAACCGUCGACGAGUACUCUUCUUCUUCUUCUUCUUCCUCGUUCGCAUUGUUCAGUCUUGAAACACCUUAAUGGCGACAAUGAGCAAAGCUCAAAGGACCAAACCCACUCCUGGAUCUCAGCGUCUUGUUCUGUUAUGUAUAGUUGUGUUCGCAUUCCUCCUCCUGCUCUCUUCGGUGAUCUCCACCGGAAAACUAGGAUUGCCGUAUCAACAAACCCUAAUCGAUUAUUUCGUGUGGUCUCCUCGUGGUAAGAGACAUCAUUCGUUGUCGGAGAAGUACUUGUAUUGGGGAAACAGAAUCGAUUGUCCUGGCAAAAACUGCGAGACCUGUGCUGGCUUGGGUCACCAAGAAUCUAGCCUCAGGUGUGCCCUUGAAGAAGCCAUGUUUCUUAACAGGACCUUUGUAAUGCCUUCUGGAAUGUGCAUCAAUCCAAUACAUAAUAAGAAAGGUAUACUCAAUCGAUCUGAUAACAAAACUACAGAGGAAGGUUGGGUCGGGAGCUCUUGUGCAAUGGACUCCUUGUAUGACAUUGACCUCAUAUCUGAGAAGAUACCAGUGAUAUUAGAUGACUCCAAAACAUGGCAUAUUGUUCUAUCUACAAGUAUGAAGUUGGGAGAAAGAGGGAUUGCACAUGUUAGUGGAGUUAGUCGACACAGGCUAAAAGAGAGUCACUACUCAAAUCUCUUGAUCAUUAACCGAACCGCAAGUCCACUUGCUUGGUUCGUUGAGUGCAAAGAUAGAAGCAAUCGUAGUGCUGUCAUGCUUCCUUAUUCAUUUCUCCCUAAUAUGGCAGCUGCGAAAUUGAGAAACGCCGCCGAAAAGAUAAAAGCACAACUUGGUGAUUAUGAUGCCAUCCACGUUCGUCGAGGGGACAAACUGAAAACCAGAAAAGACAGAUUUGGAGUUGAAAGGAUUCAAUUUCCUCAUCUAGACAGAGAUACGCGCCCUGAGUUUAUCCUUCGCAGGAUAGAGAAGCGGAUCCCACGAGGAAGGACUCUUUUUAUUGGUUCUAAUGAAAGGAAGCCUGGUUUUUUCUCUCCUCUCGCCAUCAGGUACAAACUGGCUUACUCAUCGAAUUUUAGCGAGAUUCUGGAUCCUAUAAUCGAGAAUAAUUACCAGUUAUUCAUGAUGGAGAGACUGGUAAUGAUGGGAGCCAAAACAUACUUCAAAACAUUUAAAGAGUACGAAACAGAUCUCACCUUAACUGAUGAUCCUAAAAAGAACAAGAACUGGGAAAUACCAGUGUACACCAUGGAUGAAAGAAAAGAAGAAGCAAGCUAAAGUUUGUGCCUUUACAAGGUCUCAUUGCAAAUCUACUCAAACUGGUUCCAAACUUAGUCUUGUAACUUCCCACGUUCUUCUAGUCAAAUGCUAAAUCAGUGUAUGUAAAAACUAGAGCAGAGUUAUAGAGGUUUUUCAUUGGCUUCCAAACGGUUCUUGUGUAAAUGGGUUUUGUAAGAACAGAUGUAGUAAGAUCUGUGUUUUUUGAAGUUUCAAAUAUGUAAGCUUAUGAGUGUUUCUCUUAA
Arabidopsis lyrata subsp. lyrata is the source of this 1696-nucleotide messenger RNA. RefSeq lists its product as uncharacterized. The transcript has 6 exons. Gene Ontology annotation, cellular component: Golgi apparatus. The record is from RefSeq and is a predicted model, not a curated record. The coding region runs from base 240 to 1451 and encodes 403 amino acids. NCBI's taxonomy places the organism in Eukaryota, Viridiplantae, Streptophyta, Magnoliopsida, Brassicales, Brassicaceae.